AUGUAGCAUAGGGUGAAUAUAAUUUACAAAUCACUUCUUUUUUUUAUUAGCAUUUUUCAUACUGUCCAAAUUAUAUACAUAAUAUAUAAUAUAUAUAUAAUUUUUCUAGUUUUGAUCCUUUGGAAGCUUCAUCGAAGCCAUCUAGUGUAAAUAUAACAUCCAGUGUGUCAUUCAGAUUUAUCCAAUAAAACUUGCCUCAACAUGAUUUAUAUCGCCUAAUGAAUAUUUGACUUUUAUUGACUAUGUUAUAUCGUCUCACUGUAUUAUGUGUCUAAAACAUUUUGGUGCUUGAACAUGAGAGAAUAUGCAUGUUGCAUGUACAAAACAUUACAGACCCAAUUAACCCUCCUCUUGAUAAGUGACCUAUUUUUUAUCAGUACUGAUAACCAUCAGGAGAAGUUUAUUCUUGAAGAGCAACACGUUGGCAAGCAGUCUUCUAUUAAAACCCAUGAUACCACAGAGCAAGGAGAGACUGAUAUAGCUUUAGAAUGGGAAGUAUUGGAUGCAGAUGAGACUUCUAGAGUAAAAGAAGAAUCUUCUGGUCUUGUUAAGACUAUAGUUGAUGUCUUUCACAGAAAGUAAGCAAAACAUAAGACAAAUAGAGGAAAAAAGGUUGGCAUUGAUGUCAAAAGCACUUUAAAUCUACAGUAUAUAGAUCAUGAUUUUGUUGUUACAUUGCUAGAUUUCUGUAAGAAAUGGCUUGAGAAAUAAAAAAAAUUGCUCAGUUGCUCAAAGAAUCAUGUGGUCAAUUCCAGCGUCUUAUGGUCUUGAAAUAACAAUAAUUAUCCUUUAUUUACAGUAAUAUGAGGAAAAACAGUUAUUUAUUGAUUGGAAAGCAUUUUUAUUUUCUUAUUUUCACACUUCCACUCAAGUGUUGCUCUCACUUAGCUAUGAGACAUUUGCUGCAAUACUGCAGCCCUCUAGCUCUGGAUCGGUCACAGACACUCAAGAUACUCUUGACAGCCUUUCAUCCUCUGCGAAUCCUGAGGUCAGAAGCAGUCACAUGGCCAGGAUAUGUGAUCAUUCAUUGGAGGAGUUGGAGUUUGCUGAACCCUACAUGUGGCGUUUGGUUAGUGGUCGUUCAGAAUCAUCACUGUCGUCAAAAGAGACUGAAAGCUGGUUUGUUGUAGAUGAAGAAUAUUACCUAAAGAGGAAAUGGCCACCCUUGACAGAGGCUGACCUGCAUGAGAUAACAAAACAGGAGGAGGACAACAUACACGUUGACACAUUGAUUCAAGUUGAAACAACUAUUCUUGAAGAGCAGGACUAUGAGCAAGAUGUUGCUAAUGAUAAGAAUGUGACAGAGGAGCUUAAAAUGAUAGAGACAUUAAAGGAAUGGGUGGGAGCAGAACUGUCAGCCACAUUAUUCCCAGAGAAGGGGCCACAACAUCAUAUUGUGCCAGAGGUCUCUCUUUUCAUCCAACCAACAAAGGACAAAGAGACACUGCCUAUGUCUUCACCAUCCCCCAAAACACUGAAUAACCCAAAGCCUGUCCCAGAAAAGAAUGCUGUUCCAGCUUCAAAAGAACCAGUGCCACCAAGAAGGACCAAGAGGCAAGACAUACUUCAAGAGACUUCCAUAUUAUUGCCACCAGGUUCCAAUCCAGCUGGAAAAUCAUCUGAGCCAAAUGCUCAGAGUGACAAUAUCUGUGUUAUAAAACAAACUGAUCAUUAUUCUCAGAUUAUAUUACACAAUGAACAGCCUAAUGGAAAAUACGUUUAUGAGCCAGAAAGAAUGUCAGACACAGAAAAAACACUCACCAUUCAAAGUUUUUUAGCUACAGCAGAUGAGGGUCCAUCUCUAGAUAAAAUGAUUGAAAAAGAUCGCCCAGAAGAUGUACCCGUCCCAAUGGCUCGAACCAAGAAACGGCAAAGUGCUUCUUUUCCUGAUGAUACCUCUGUGGCAGAGACUACCAAAAAUGAGAUAGAAUCAUCCAAAUAUGGGAUUUGCCCAUCAGCAUCAAAAGAAGAGAAGCUGACUCCCCAAGGAAUUGUACCAUCAUGUGAUAGCAAGAGGGGAGAAAAUGUUCCACUUUUGCCACCAAAGAAUUACACAUCACAACCAAAUAGUGGGAAAACUCUGGCAGUCACUCAAUUAUGUGCACCUCAGAGGCAAAAGAGUAAAGUUCGACCCAACGAUGUUGCUGAAGCCAGUGGCAAAGAGAGUGAAGAAGAAUUUGAAGUAAAAAACCCCUCUGUGUUCUAUCAUCACAAAUGUCUCUCAGUCUGGCACAACAAGAAACACCCAAGCUGGGGAUAAG
This is a messenger RNA of Myxocyprinus asiaticus (Chinese sucker), 2261 nucleotides long. RefSeq lists its product as uncharacterized. The record is from RefSeq and is a predicted model, not a curated record. The transcript has 2 exons. Bases 1004 to 2260 code for a protein of 418 amino acids. Lineage: Eukaryota; Metazoa; Chordata; Actinopteri; Cypriniformes; Catostomidae.